CAAUCCGGCCCAACUAUAAGCCCAAAACAGUGUCUAGGUUAUGCAGUCCACCAUAUAAACUGUUCCUACAGUCAAAACCUAGGGUUUUCGUUGCUUCUAAUCUCAAGAAUCCCGUCUCACCCGAUUUCAGCAACCUUCACGACAUGACUAAGAGAACCAAGAAGGCUGGCAUUGUCGGGAAAUAUGGCACACGUUAUGGUGCCAGUUUGAGGAAGCAGAUCAAGAAGAUGGAGGUCAGCCAGCACAGCAAAUUUUUCUGUGAAUUUUGCGGGAAGUACGCUGUGAAAAGGAAGGCUGUCGGAAUCUGGGGCUGCAAAGAUUGUGGCAAAGUGAAAGCAGGCGGUGCUUAUACAUUGAACACCGCUAGUGCAGUUACUGUCAGGAGUACCAUCCGUAGGCUGAGGGAGCAGACCGAGAGUUAGAUUUGGUCUUUUUUGAUCUAUUGUAAUUCUCAAUUCUCUUAUCAUAUUUCUGAAGGUUUUUUAUCUUUAUUUAAUGUUAAACUAGAUUGCAAAUGACAUUUUUCAAGCAAGGUUUGAACUUCAAAUGCCAUGUCUCUGCUUACAUCA
Molecule: messenger RNA, 569 nt
Organism: Helianthus annuus (common sunflower)
Lineage: Eukaryota; Viridiplantae; Streptophyta; Magnoliopsida; Asterales; Asteraceae
Product: 60S ribosomal protein L37a
Exons: 5
Coding region: 144-422 (92 amino acids)
Biological process (GO): translation
Cellular component (GO): ribosome
Molecular function (GO): structural constituent of ribosome
Source: RefSeq, a predicted model, not a curated record